AUGGCGUUGCUAUGGGAUCUUCUGUGGCCGGCACUUGCCUUUCUGGUUGCUGCCGUUUGCCUGCUGUUGGUCUGGGCCGUUUGUUACCACUUCUUCACGACAGAAGUUCCUCCGGGAAUCUGUCAGCCUCUGAAGAUCAGGAUACUACAUAUUGCGAUGUCCGUGGGCUUUGCUCUGGAGUAUAUUUUCUGGAAGAUGGGUCUUUGUAAGGCUUUUACCAUUUUGAGGAUCCUGACAGAUGGAAUCCCGCCAAUGGCAGACCCAAGUCUAUUUAUCAAGGAUGCAUACUUUGAAGAUGUGUUGGUGAGGGUCUAUAAAGUCAAAAGACCCUCUCCUGAGAAGAGGAAAGGAAUCAUGUUUUUCCAUGGAGGAACUGGCACAGUUGGAAGCAUUGAUGCGUAUGAAAGAGUGUGUCGAUACAUAACCAAGAAGAGUGACACAGUGGUAGUAUCUGUUGGGUACCAUCUGGCUCCAGAAUAUCAAUAUCCCACACAGUUCAGAGAAUGUCUGAGUGCUACCACAUUCUUUAUGAAGACUGCAGAGAAAUACGGAGUUGAUCCUGCUCAGAUUAUAAUUAGUGGAGAUUCCUUUGGAGGCCUGGUUGCUGCUUAUGUGGUCCAAGAGUUGGUGAGGCGGCCACAUUUCCCCAAGCCUCGAGCCCAGAUCUUGAUCAGCCCUUUGGUUCAAUGUCUGGAUUUCAAUUUGCCCUCUUAUCAACAGAACCAUUUUGUCCCCAUUGUGUCCUGCAGAGUUUUUUUGUUAUUCAUUUCUUGGUACCUCAGCACCAGCAAGACACUGUUGGAAUACCUAGAGAAUGACUCGUUUAUGCCCAAAGAUGUUAUAACAAAGUACCAGAAAUGGCUACAUUUGGAUCAUAUCCCUGAGAAAUUGCAAAUGCAAGGCCCUGUUCAGAACACCUCACCACUCACUUCCCCUUUUAACAACAUAGAUUUUUUAAUAAAGACUUUAUACCAACCAACCAUUGGCCCUCUUCUGGCUGAAGAUGAAGUCUUUUCCCAACUCCCUGAUACUUUCAUUUUAACUUGUGAAUUUGAUGUUCUGAGAGACGAUGGGCUCUUGUACAAGAAGCGGCUAGAAGACAAUGGUGUCCGGGUGUCCUGGUGUCAUCUCAAGGAUGGAUUUCAAGGGGUAUUUUACUUUUUUAGUCAUUGGUUUUUAAGUUUUCCAUGUUGCAAUGUAGGAGUAGACAAUGUAGUGAAGUACAUUAAAAGUUUAUAA
Messenger RNA from Heteronotia binoei (common prickly gecko), 1239 nucleotides. RefSeq names its product arylacetamide deacetylase-like 4. The transcript has 4 exons. Gene Ontology annotation, molecular function: carboxylic ester hydrolase activity. Gene Ontology annotation, cellular component: membrane. The record is from RefSeq and is a predicted model, not a curated record. Lineage: Eukaryota; Metazoa; Chordata; Lepidosauria; Squamata; Gekkonidae. The coding region runs from base 1 to 1239 and encodes 412 amino acids.